AUAUAAAUGAGUGUGAAACCAUUCCAAACACAUGUGAAAAUGGAAAAUGUACCAAUACAGAAGGCAGCUAUUUCUGUGUAUGUGAUCCGGGCUAUGAAACCAAUGCUGACCGCACACAGUGUGCAGUUUUUAAGAGGAAGACAUGUUUUAGCCGCAUCUCCGCGGGAACCUGUGCUGAUCCCAUGGGAAUCCUGUUGUCCUUGCGUGACUGCUGCUGUGAGAUGGGGAAAGGCUGGGGCAAUUCCUCCAUUUGUCAACUCUGUCCCGAAAAAAACUCAGAUGCCCACAGAGAACUAUGUGUAGUGUCUGAUUUGAAGAGGAAUGAGUGUAGCCUGUUUCCCACAUUGUGUACCAACGCUCGGUGUGUCAACACGUUACAGGCCUACCGUUGUGACUGUAAUGCUGGAUUCAAACCUACAAGUGAUCCGGAUGUUUGUAUCG
This is a messenger RNA of Mizuhopecten yessoensis (Yesso scallop), 441 nucleotides long. Its product is annotated as fibrillin-3-like. The annotation marks the transcript as partial. The transcript has 3 exons. The record is from RefSeq and is a predicted model, not a curated record. Gene Ontology annotation, molecular function: calcium ion binding. NCBI's taxonomy places the organism in Eukaryota, Metazoa, Mollusca, Bivalvia, Pectinida, Pectinidae.